AUGGAAGACCUGCGCUUCCGCCCUCAGCAGCCGCCGAGGAACGAGCCAUCCAUCAACCCGCUUGUCUCACCUCCUCGCGGCGCCGCUCGCAUCCCUCAACAACAGCCUGCCAGUCACGAUUUGCGCUCCACCCUGCCUCGCCGCUUCACGACCGACUCGGGGCGUGUACCGACAAUGUCUUCCAUGAACUCCUUGGCAUCCCCCCCCCGCGUGCCCGACGCAGCUCAAGAUUAUAAUAGCGUGAGUCCUGGCUGGGAAUCCCUUAUAGAGAAGAAAAAGCAAGAAUAUGAGAGGAUCCGAGAACAGAGGCGGCGUUUUGAAGUCGAGAUGCAAAAACUAGACCAACAACAGCGACGGGAGGCCCUAGAACUGGCUCAGAUGGAAGAAGACAUGAAUAGAUUUGCCGGGCACCAGUCCGAACCGACAACGCCUCCCGAGUAUCGAAACACCAGCACCAAUAAUGGCUUUCCUGGCAUCUUCUCGCGGCCGAACCGCUACUCGACCUCAAGCCUGACCUCCCCCGCGGCCCUGUUCAGCCGGCCAUCGCGCUCCGGAUCGCUUUUGACCUCUCCACCUCCUGGUACGGGCGUGUUCCAGCCGCGAUACGGAUUCGACGACAACCAGAUGCCAUCACGAUCUGUCCCCACCACGCGCCGUAACAGCGACGAUGACGACAAGGAAGAGGCUGUUCGCCAGGACCCGAGCAGCCACAGGGCGACCAAUUCGUAA
Molecule: messenger RNA, 729 nt
Organism: Trichoderma virens Gv29-8
Lineage: Eukaryota; Fungi; Ascomycota; Sordariomycetes; Hypocreales; Hypocreaceae
Exons: 2
Coding region: 1-729 (242 amino acids)
Source: RefSeq, a predicted model, not a curated record